Molecule: messenger RNA, 495 nt
Organism: Gossypium arboreum
Lineage: Eukaryota; Viridiplantae; Streptophyta; Magnoliopsida; Malvales; Malvaceae
Exons: 3
Coding region: 1-495 (164 amino acids)
Molecular function (GO): nucleic acid binding
Source: RefSeq, a predicted model, not a curated record
AUGGAAAAAGGGGUAUAUUGUUUCCGUGAGAGAAUCUGUGAACCGAAAGACACUGAAUUGAGGCAGUUGAUACAUAGAGAGGCGCAUAGUAGCCCUUAUGCUAUGCAUCCUGGAAGAAAUAAGAUGUAUUAUAACCUUCAUAAGUUAUACUGGUGGCCAGGAAUUAAACGUGAGAAGCUGGCUAAGUUGUAUGUAUCUGAGAUAGUGAGACUGCAUGGGACUGAUGGUCAAUCUGAGAGGAUGUUUCAGAUACUAAAAGACAUGUUGAGGAGUUACGUGAUUGAGUUCCGAGGUAGUUGGGAAGAUUAUUUGCCACUGGCGGAGUUUGCUUAUAACAACAGCUAUCAGUCUAGCAUUCAGAUGGAACCUUACAAGGCAUUAUAUGGUCGUAGGUGUCACACUCCUUCAUGUUGGAUUGAGUUGGGUGAACGGCGUGUUCUGGGCCCUGAAUUGGUCUCUGAUACCGAGGAUAAAUUUAGACUGAUUCGAGACUGA